GAUUACUUCCGUGCAACAGCUCUAUCCAGUAGAGGGCAGUUUCAUAUCCAUAGUCUACACAAUAACGGUACAUUGUAUUGGACACAGAAAGCGUGGGCGGUGUAUGGAUUCCCCAUUGAAAAUGAACAUAGCUAAAGUAUGCUACCUUUAAACAUUUCUAUAACAGCCGCAGAUGGUCACACUAUUAUUACUAGCAAAAAUAACAGAAUAUACAUUGCUUUUAAUAAUAAAAAUAAUCUUGUACAAUCAACUUGAGACAAGAGAGAGAUACAUGUAUGCUGUGUCCUGUUGCUCCAUCUUUUAGAAAAUUCCCGACUUUGAUUUUUGUACAAAUCCGUCACAGUUUGUCUGCAAGGCUACAGCUCCUCAGGAUUGCUGACAAACAUAAAUGCUACAGGAUUAUGUCACUUAUUUGCUAAAAUUCUUCAGUUUUGGUCCUGAGAAAAUGGUUAAAAGAUGCACCAAAAACAAGGACCACAUCCACCUUUCUUGCUACAUGUACUUGUUUCAUUGUUAGUUGCAGGGCCGUUUUGACAACUUUUAGCUGUGGGCCAACUUUGAAUUUUGUACAAAUCAGUCAUGGACCUCUUACAUUCUCCAAAAAGGGUCUGGUAACUUGAGAACACUUGCUUAAGGGGGCGGGGUAUGUCAUUCUCAUUAAUUAUUCAUAUACUUUCAAAUCAUUUAUAGCAAAAUUACUAGAGUGUUAAACUUCUUUUAUUAACAGAUAUCAUCAUUAUCUUUGUGUAAAAAAUCAGUGAGACUGAUAUUAAAGGUGGAACAAGAAAAAAAUUGAAGAUGCAAUUUGUUGCUUUGACGCAUUUUGUGACAACAUACUUCAUAGAAGAGCCUUCAAGUUAAUAAAAUGAAGUUAAAUUUUCUUGAUCUAUAAACGUAUAGAGCGAUUUGUACAUUAAGUUUCUUAGUUCUUGAUAAACCGCCAAACCGAGGCUAUACAAUUAGCCGUAAAUGUCAAUAAACCAGUCAUAGAGAAGAAAAUUGGACAAAUUGCUCUAUACGUUUCUAAGGAAGAAUGAUUUCUCUUUAGAAAUAAUCUAACUAACUGGAAUAAGUAGGUUCUGAUCCUUAAAAAUGAGUCAGAACAAACUUUUGUUAGUGGUGGCCAUCUUUCUAAACUAUUAUUAUAGACUUACAUGUAAUUAGAAUUAGAAAUAAACGGUACUUUAAAAGUGGGUGUGGUGAAUGAAAGCAUGGUGCAUCAUAGUAUUUAACAAGCCAUUAUGGACAGUACAUUACCAUUCUGUAAAUUACCAGUAAACGGAUGUAUACAGUAUUGGUUGUGGUCAAUUGUCACACCCAUACACCCCACCCUCCACGUGGGAACGUGCUCUUCAGAGUUCUAGCUCGAGUUCUGCCUCUUUCCAUUACAUUUACAGAAAUGAGCAGCGAGAAACGUUUUGUUUGCUCUAUUUGUGGUUCUGCUUACAGUCAUAGUAGUGGUCUUUCAAGGCACAAGUCUAGAGAUCAUACUCAAAGUUUUGGGAAUAUUGCAUGUAGCUAUACAGAGUGCUGUUGCAGAUUUUCCAACAUUGAUCAGUUAAUCAAGCACUUGCAGGAAAGCCACAAUCACUCUAUUGAAGUUAAAACGAGGAAGUUUGAUACAAUGGAGGAUUUUAUGGCCUGGAAAUCAGACAUUGAAAAAUCAUCUUCCUCAUCAUAUGUCUUGCAUUCUGCUCCUCAGAAGCGUGAGGAUCAUUCAUGUUACUAUUAUUAUUGUAAUCGCUCUGGAGUUUAUCAUUUAAGAGGUAAAGGGAAAAGAGCAUUAAAGCUGCAAGGUAGUAGUAAUAAAGUUGAUGGCUAUUGUGUUGCCUAUAUCAGAGCUUGUAGAUACACUUCUGGUGCUGUCACUGUUGAAAUUUGUGAUCAUCACUUGCACGAAUCUCAAUUAGCUCACAUCCCCCUUCCAGAGUCCACAAGGCAUAUGAUAGCAGCAAAACUGCAAGAUGGUGUUGAAAUUCAAGCAAUAUUAGACUCUAUACGUGAUGGUGUUGAAGGUGCUGAGAUUGGUCGAUCAGAAUUAAUCAAUCGUCAAGAUAUACACAAUAUUCGCCACCAAUAUAAUAUUGAGGGCAUCCAGUAUCACUCUAAUGAUCAUUCAAGUGUACAGUUAUGGGUGGAUAAUUUACAAAGUGAUAGUGAAGACGAAUCUGUUGUACUUUUAUUCAAAGAGCAAGGUGUUGAGCAAAGUAAUGAUUUAAAUGACUUUUCAGUAAGUGAUUUUGCUCUGGGAAUUCAAACCUGUUUUCAGAAGGACAUGCUAUUCAGAUUUGGCAAAGAAUCAAUUUGUAUUGAUAGCACACAUGGAACGAACAUCUAUGACUUUUAUCUUAUCACUGUGCUUGUGUUAGAUGAUUAUAAAGAAGGUAUCCCUGUUGCUUGGCUUAUUUUAAACAGGGAAGAUGCUGCUGUACUAAACCAGUUUUUUUCAAAAUUGAAAGUCCGAUGUGGUGAUAUAAGCACCGAUGUGUUUAUGAGUGACGAUGCAGACAAUUUUUUUAAUGGAUGGAAAGGUGUUUUCACGGUAAGUAACACCAGGAAACUUAUCUGUUCCUGGCAUGUAGACAGAAGCUGGAGAAAAGGUCUGCAUACACACAUUUCUGUGAAGUCCAAGCAAGCUGAAGUAUACCACCAUUUAUGA
This is a messenger RNA of Amphimedon queenslandica, 2659 nucleotides long. RefSeq lists its product as uncharacterized. The record is from RefSeq and is a predicted model, not a curated record. The coding region runs from base 1283 to 2659 and encodes 458 amino acids. The transcript has 2 exons. Lineage: Eukaryota; Metazoa; Porifera; Demospongiae; Haplosclerida; Niphatidae.